CACUAUCAUAAGUUAUUUUUAUUGAAAAAAAUAUUGUGCCUAAAUAAAUAUAAAUAUAAAGAAAAAAAUUAAUGCUUUCAUCAAAAUGUUCUCGAUCACUUUUGCUAGGCACAAAUCAACAUUCAGUUUCAAAUUUAUUAGCAUUACUACAAAGAGGAAUUCGAAUAAGCGUUUUUAAUAUGAAUCAUUACAAAGCAUUAGGAUUACCACCAAAUGCAACUCAAAAUGAUAUAAAAGCUGCAUAUUACAAGCUAUCAAUGCUUUACCAUCCGGACAAAAAUAAGGGGAGUGAUGACGCUGCUAAAAAAUUCCGUGAGAUAACUGCUGCAUAUGAAGUUUUAGGAAAUCUUAGAUUAAGGAGGCUCUAUGACAAAGGAAUCAUACAUACAGCUGGAGCGCAAUAUGCAAGCGAACCACAAUUUGAAGAAGACGAUCCACAAACUAAAUUUUAUAAAGCUAGAGAAAAGCGAGCAGAGGUCCCCCAUGCUGAAGGGAAAACAACUAUUUAUGAUUUUGACGAAUGGUCUCAAGCUCAUUAUGGUUCAACGUUCGAUAGAAAACAAAAAGCUAAAAAACGGUAUGAAGUCAAGGAGGCUCAGAAACGUGAAUACAAACUAACAUCGCAAAAUGAAAUUUUGUUUUUUUCAAUUCUUUUAGGCAUUGUCAUUUUUAAUUUAUUAAUGAUUAAAGAUUAUGAUAAGGAUAAAACAAAGAAAAAGAGUGAAGAUAGAUAAAUUUAAGUUAUUCCUAGUUCAAUUAGGGGUAAAUUAUUUAAAACAAAUCCUAGUUCAAUUUGUAAAUAAAAUAUUUUAAAGUAAUUUACGCAAAUAUAUGAAAUUUGGCAAAUGUUUAUUUUUUGCCUUUUAA
Messenger RNA from Condylostylus longicornis, 867 nucleotides. RefSeq names its product dnaJ homolog subfamily C member 30, mitochondrial-like. The transcript is spliced from 4 exons. Bases 72 to 734 code for a protein of 220 amino acids. The record is from RefSeq and is a predicted model, not a curated record. NCBI's taxonomy places the organism in Eukaryota, Metazoa, Arthropoda, Insecta, Diptera, Dolichopodidae.